This is a messenger RNA of Mesitornis unicolor (brown roatelo), 1260 nucleotides long. RefSeq names its product ficolin-2-like. The record is from RefSeq and is a predicted model, not a curated record. Lineage: Eukaryota; Metazoa; Chordata; Aves; Mesitornithiformes; Mesitornithidae.
CUCAGAGGCAUCUGCUCAUCCUGUCAAGCUGAGGCAACCAGGCAAGGACUUUCUUAUCAGACUUGUGGAAAGUGGCUUAUCUGAGGAACAGCAUCAGACCCAGACUGGGUCCCAGCCCUGGGAGCAGGCAGUGGGCAAGCGCAGAGGUGGAGCUAGGCUGGGGCUUUUCCUUGGGUAUAAAAGGCUUAGAUGGGGCAGUGCUAACCACAGUGCCUGGGCCGUGGAUGAGGAGAGGCGCACAGAGAGGGUGCCAGCCAUGGGGUGGGCAGCUCCAACCCUCCUGGCCCUGCUCAGCCUAACAGCGACCGUUUGUGAUGGCCAGGACACCUGCCCAGAGCUGAGAAUAGUGGGACUCGGUGAUGCUGACCGGCUCGCCGUUCUCCAGGGAUGCCCAGGGAUCCCAGGUGCCUCUGGCCCAAAAGGAGAACCAGGUCUCCCAGGAACCAAAGGAGAGAUGGGGGCCCAGGGACUCCCCGGGAAAGCAGGACCAGCUGGUGCAAAAGGAGUAGCUGGAGAGCCUGGUUACCCAGGACCCAAAGGUAAAUCACACUGUGCUGAAGUCUGUGAUGUGGGGAAGAUCCUGAGCGGCUGGUACAACAUCUACCCCCAAGGUGGCUGCAACGCCACCACCGUCUUCUGUGACAUGGACACGGAUGGUGGAGGAUGGAUCGUUUUCCAGAGGCGUUGGGAUGGGUCAGUGAACUUCUUGCGAGAUUGGGACUCAUACAAGCGAGGGUUUGGCAGCCAGCUGACCGAGUUCUGGCUGGGGAACGACAACAUCCACUUCCUCACCUCGCUGGGACCCUGUGAGCUCCGCAUUGACCUGAGAGACUUUGAAAACAACUACUAUUUCGCCAAGUAUUCUUCAUUCAGAGUUUUAGGAGAGUCUGAGAAAUACAAACUGGUUCUAGGAGACUUCCUUGGUGGAAACGCUGGAGACUCCUUGUCGUACCACAAGGACAUGCCGUUUUCAACGACAGACCAGGACAACGACAUGAGCUCCUUUAACUGUGCCACUGAAUACAAGGGAGCGUGGUGGUACAACGACUGCCACUUCUCCAACCUGAAUGGGAUGUACUGGCUGGGCGUUCACGGGAGCUACGCUGAUGGCAUCAACUGGAAGACAGGCAAAGAAUACCAUUACUCCCAUAAGCAAACGGAAAUGAAAUUCAGGCCAGUUUAACACGGAGAGAGUGUGUCUGACUAGCACCAGCAAGUGCCACUCAACAGCCAAGAGAAGACACAAAACACAAUGUUGUU